This is a messenger RNA of Beauveria bassiana ARSEF 2860, 966 nucleotides long. RefSeq lists its product as uncharacterized. The record is from RefSeq and is a predicted model, not a curated record. The coding region runs from base 1 to 966 and encodes 321 amino acids. Lineage: Eukaryota; Fungi; Ascomycota; Sordariomycetes; Hypocreales; Cordycipitaceae. The transcript is spliced from 2 exons.
AUGUUGUUCAAGCCACUUGCGCUUGCGGCCGUUGCCACCGCGUUCGCCAUCGUCCCAGAAAUGUCCACGAACGACGAAAACAUUUUCAAGGCGCUACCUAUCGGGAAGCAUGGCGGCAAAGCAUCUUACGGUAUUCCGGAUUCGGCCUUUGAUCAAAGCAUUUCCGUUCCUUGUGGCGACUGCAGAGGUAGAAACACACGAUUGCGACUCCAUUUCACUAUCGAAGACGAGAUGAAAUUAUUGCUGAAUGGAUUCGAGUUAUAUCCGGAUGCUGAUCCAUGGAGCGGCGAUUUACAAGCAUUCUCCGUUGACGGCCACAGGAAGUCAAAGAGCCAGAAGCUGGGCUACAGCCUCGCUGUGUACCCAAAAGCCGUCGCAAAGGAGGACAACAUAGAGCUGAUCGAGGUUGAUCUGAAGAUCAUUGAAGUCGGCACGCGAUUUGUGAGUCGCAUUCCCACUCUUAGGGUCGAGCUCAUCAAAGCCCCUGGUGGGAGUCUUGCCAUGUUCACUGUGCGACUCGAUCAGCCGCUUGAAACACCAUGCACCACACUCUGGUGUCGCGCAAAGGAACUAGUAGGGAAGUUGUGGGCGCAGGCUCAGGGAAUGAAGGGUUGUAGCAAGGCGGGCACUCCGGAGCUGGACUCCGAUGGCGAGGGCAUGAUCUCACCUGAUAUCGACCUUUCUCAGAAGGAAUAUACAUCUGAGAUUGCCGAGCCAACCAUGCCCUCUCAGGAGGAAUGGCGUCAUCUAAUGAAGAGCGUCGCCGGUCAUAUCAUCAUGCCUAUAUUCAUGGGAGUCACAGCUGGCGUCGCUGUCGCAUUCCUCGCACUAUGCAUUCAAAGUAUGGCCAGGCACCUCAGCAGCUUUGUUCGUGGGAAGCGAAACAGCGAGCAAGAGAGCGAAUUCUACAAAGCGGUGCAUGAUGAACAGGCCACCACGGCGGAGAAGGCACAGCUCAUGGCCUAA